Messenger RNA from Moneuplotes crassus, 1023 nucleotides. Lineage: Eukaryota; Ciliophora; Spirotrichea; Euplotida; Euplotidae. The record is from the annotation of a GenBank genome assembly.
AGCAAGAUGGGGUGUAAUGCAUCGAAGAGCAAUGUUAAGCAAAAUAAAAAAAAGCAAAAUAACAGCAAAGCACAACAUAUGGACAAGAAACCUGCAAACCAAAAGAAAGGAAACCAAGGACCUGCUUCUGAAGCUGUAGAUAAUCAAGCUCCUAUAAAGAAGGAGGCUAUGGACCUAGAUACACUAUCAACUCUGAUCGAAAAGCAUUUGAACAAUAAUCAGCAGACUCAUUUUAAAUUAAAGAAAAAGCUCGACCUUCGUAUGAACAAUAUCGAUGACAUGAAGUUUAUUGAUGAAUUCUUAACUAACAAAGAAUACUCGGAAUAUGCACUCCCUGAUAUCAAUGAGCUUUGGCUUGAAGGGAUCAAGCCAGAUAAUAAACAAAAAAUCAAGAAAUUCAUGAACAACCAUUUUCCAAACAGUGUAAAGAAAUUUAUAAUGGGAGUAUCCCCUCAAGUUGACCAUAUCAGAUUAAAUUCGUUUAUUGGAGAAAUUGAGAACAUAGGUUCUCAUGUCUCCAACUCAGUUGCUUUCCAUAAAUUCUUUAUAUCAAAAGAAUCCUUCGAGAAAACUAUCAAUUCCUUCUCUCAAACAAAAGAAAUUGAGUUUGAUGAAUGCAAUAUCACAUCUGUUGGAUCCCAAUUUGAUAACAAAGCUAAUUUCAAAACUCAGCACCUUAAGUUUUCUAAUACUGGGACUUCUAAGCUAAGCGGUUGGGCCGAUAAUGAAGAAGAGUUUAGCUCGAUAGUAUCAGCAAUUGCGAAUUCAAGUUUAAAGGACUCACUCACUAAAUUCACAUCAAUAUUCAACCAAUUUGAUCUGCAUUUAAUCAACAAGUAUUUUGCAAAGGAAAAUAUGUCUGAUGUGAACAUCAUUCAUGAUGACGAAGAGUCGAGUGAUUACAGCUAUGAAGGAAACUCCCUUUCUAAUUCAGAAGAAUCAGAUGAAGAGCAAGCUGCCUCAGAAGAAUCCUCAGAAGAAUCCUCAGAAAAGGGAGAUUAAUAAUUACUCGUAGUUCUUGAU